AUGCUUCGCCUCUCCGCCAAUCCCUCCCCCCUCUCCCCGUCAGCCUCCCUCGUCCGCCCGCGCCGCCUGCUCCGCCUCCGCGCCCUCGCGGUCGCCGCCUCAGCCUCAGCAUCGCCCUCCGCCCGCAGCCUCCGCCUCCUCGAAUGGGGCAAGGUCUGCCGUGCCGUCGCCUCGUUUGCCGGCACGGCGCACGGACGAGAAGCCACCGAGAAGCAGCUGUGGGGCGUGGAGGACGUGAGGUACGAGCGUAGUCGGAGGCUGCUUCGGGAGACCGAGGCGGCCGUGCGGCUGCUUGGCACCUCUGGUGGGUCGCUGGAUUUCUCCGGGCUGGAUACCAUCGCGGUAGAGUCUGCAAUAAAUCGUGUCUCGGGUGGUUCGGUGAUCAAAGGCCAGGAAGCGAUGGCAGUGGUUAGCUUGAUGCUGCUUGUUGAGUCCUUGCAAGGAACUAUUAAAGCUGCUAUGAAGCAAGGCGAAGACUCACGUGAUCUAUUAAUGCCCCUUACAGAAACAAGUCCUGAACUAAGACGAUAUCGAGAUCAAGUUCAAGUCCUAGAGAGCAGGUUAUGUCAGCUUAUGGAUAAGUUGAUACGGAAUGCUGACAAUGAAGCUUCUUUAUCGGAAGUAAGCAGUGUAAAUGGAAGAUGCUGCAUUAAAAUGACUGGGAAUAAGUCUUCAAAUUUUGAUGGAUUACUACUCUCCAGUGGUUCAGAUGCUGGAAGUAUGAUAGAACCAAUUGUUGCUAUUCCACUAAAUGAUGAGCUGCAGGGUGCCAGAGCUCUAGUGGCCAGAGCUGAACUUGAUGCUUUAUCGAAACUGACUGACAAGAUUCUUCUCGAGCUUGAUAAUAUUCAGAUUUUGAUGCAGGAAACUAUUACACUCGAUAAGGUCACAGCUCGUGCAAAAUACAGUAUAGCAUAUGAUGGUACACUUCCUGACCUGUAUUUGCCGAACUUUGAGCAUGGGCCUAUCGAUACUGCUAAAGAUGGGCCUGUCAGUACAACUUCCUCAGCUCAACUCCCUAAGAGGUCAUGGAAACUGUUUAUUCCAAAUGCAUACCACCCAUUAUUGCUCCAGCAGCACCAGGAAAAUCUGCGCCGUACCAAAAAGGAUGUUGCAAGUGCCACAUCAGAGAUUCGGAGGCGGAGGAUAUAUGGACAAGAUAUUGCAGAGGAAGAUCAACUAGCAGCAGACCUUGAUUUCAUGAAGAUUAGGGUUUCUGAGCUGGAGAGGAACCAUCCGAUCCCAGUAGAUUUUAUGAUUGCUGAAGAGACUACCGUUUUGGUCAUAACUGGCCCAAAUACAGGGGGAAAAACAAUCAGCUUGAAGACGGUUGGGCUGGCAGCGUUAAUGGCUAAGAUAGGUCUAUACAUUCUAGCUUCUGAACCAGUUAAAAUUCCAUGGUUUGAUGCUGUUUAUGCUGACAUUGGAGAUGAGCAAUCUUUGACCCAAUCACUCUCAACAUUUUCUGGGCAUCUGAAGCAGAUUGGGGCCAUUCGUGCUCAGUCAACUUCACAAUCGUUGGUCCUUUUGGAUGAGGUUGGUGCUGGGACAAAUCCACUUGAAGGGGCUGCUUUGGGGAUGUCUCUCUUGGAGUCUUUUGCUGAAGCUGGUUCCUUUCUAACUCUAGCUACAACUCAUCAUGGAGAACUUAAAACACUAAAAUACAGCAAUGAUUCAUUUGAGAAUGCAUGUGUGGAAUUUGAUGAAGAGAAUCUAAAGCCUACAUUCAGGAUACUUUGGGGAAUACCAGGACGUUCAAAUGCAAUCAACAUUGCUGAAAGACUAGGUUUAUCCUUGGAUAUAGUAGAAAGUGCUCGGCAGUUACUUGGAACAGCUGGUGCAGAGAUAAAUGCGUUGAUUAUGGACAUGGAAAAAUUCAAGCAAGACUACCAUGAACAGCUUCAGCAGGCACAACAUUAUCUUAUGCAGUCCAAGGAGCUUCAUAAUAACUUGGAAGUGGCACAGAAAAACAUUGUAGAUCAUACUACUGCUCAGAGAAAAAGAAAGUCAAGAGUAGUUUCAGAGUAUGCUGUUAUGGCUCGUUCAAUCAUUCACAAGAAGUUUCAGCUGUUCAGAGAAUCUGCAAUAGCUCAAAGAGUGCUAGAAGAAGAGAAGGCUGCGGAGAAGGCCAAACUUGAGAGAGUGAAGGGCCCAGAACCGUCAAGCACUUCUUCCCUUAAAAAGACGCAAAUUACAAAUAGCAGCAUGGCCACUAAAGCUAGUGAUAAUAUAAUAGAUGAAGAUGGUGGGAUUCCAGAAGUUGGAGAUUUAGUUUACGUUCCUAAACUCAAGAAUCAAGCUACUGUAGUCAAAAUAGAUCCGGCCAAGAAUGAAGUCCAAGUCCAAGCUGGCAUGAUGAAGCUAAAACUAAAGUUGAAAGAUGUCAAGAUCCAGAAGCAGAGAACAGCCAGAUAAAAUGGUUGUACUACCUGCAAUUGCAGAGAUAAGUAUGUAAAUGUUGUUCUAUUCAAUAUAUAGCGUUAUCCAUUUUGACUGUAUAAUCAUGCA
Lolium rigidum is the source of this 2508-nucleotide messenger RNA. RefSeq names its product endonuclease MutS2-like. NCBI's taxonomy places the organism in Eukaryota, Viridiplantae, Streptophyta, Magnoliopsida, Poales, Poaceae. The transcript has 19 exons. Bases 1 to 2415 code for a protein of 804 amino acids. Gene Ontology annotation, molecular function: ATP hydrolysis activity; ATP binding; ATP-dependent DNA damage sensor activity. Gene Ontology annotation, biological process: negative regulation of DNA recombination; mismatch repair. The record is from RefSeq and is a predicted model, not a curated record.